CAAGCAGUCAAUAGUAUGGUUUGGGAACCACAAGCAGGUCGCGAGGAUCUUUAUAAAAAAUACAAAAUUAAACCAACCAAACUUGUUAAUAGUCUGAAGUCAUUUAAAUUUCUCGAUUUACUGAGGCGCGUGGAGUCUUAGCUCAGUUCAGUCAACGCGAUCGAGCUGUAUGGUUUUGUAAGGAAAAUGGAUUUCCUACCUAAAAACGCGAUCCUAGAGAGGAAACCUGACACGCUGGAAUACGUACGCAGCGUGUUCAAUCUAGAGAAGCCCGGGGUUAUGAAAGAUGCUGUGAACAUCCUAAACGAAUGGAUUCAGAAGCAACCGCAUUUCAACAAGAAAGAUUUCAGACCUUUUUAUUUAGAGACAACAAUACUGGGAUGCAAGGGGUCGAUAGAACGCUCCAAAAUGCAAAUUGACAAAAUCUGCACUAUGAGGACGUUGCUGCCCCAAUUUUUUGGAUCAUAUAACCCUAAAACGGAUUUUGAACAUCUUUACGAAGUUGUAAACUCAUUAAUGUUACCUAAGUUAACAGAAGAUCACCAAAGGGUAUUCGUAUGCCAGUUCCAUGACGUUGAAUGGGAAGCUUCACAAGGCAUAUACUUUUACAGACAUAACAUCUCCUUAGCAGAAUAUGCCAAAGUGCACGACUAUUUGAGUGGAUUCGUAAUGAUAAUUGACUUCUCGCAAGCGAAUUUGAUGGAUUUCGUGAUGAAAAUGAACCUCGUUCACUUGAGACAAGCCAUGACAAUCUACAUCGAGGGCUACGGAAUGAGAAUAAAAGCAAUACACUUGAUAACUCCAUCAAAAUUCGUUGACACAUUAUUGUCAAUACUGAAACAGGUGCUAAGUUCCAAGGUGGCUGGUCGGAUCAACAUACAUAAGACCUACGAAGAGCUACAUAAAUAUUUACCAAAAGAGAUACUUCCUGAAGACUUUGGUGGGGAGGAACGUUCGUUGAAAAAACUUCAAGACGAAUUCACUGAGGUGCUAUCAUCAGAGGAACACUUGAACUAUCUACGUGAAAUGGAUUCUGCGACCACUAACGAAGAGUUCCGUCAGAAAGACAAGUUUUCAGAGCAGUAUGCUGGAAUGCCAGGCACCUUCAGGCUUUUGAGUGUUGAUUAGGAUUUAUUGUUAUACUUAGGCGAAAAUCCAUUUAGAUAAUAUACUUAUAGGUUAGACGUAAAUUUAAUUACGGUUUAUUGGAUUAAGUAGGAUAAUAUGAGUAUUAUUUUUUAAUAAUAAAAUAAAGUAAUUAACUUUUUAAUUAAUAAUAAAAAUAAAAAUAGUUUAUUUCGGUAACAUCAAUCGGUAACAAAUAAUAAUUAAAGGCUAGAUGUUUUAUGAGUUAGAAACUCGUGUGACAGACGGCUCCUAUAUGUAUAUAAGGCAUAAUGAUAUGUGUAACAUCGUAUGAAGUAUCAUGUGAUAGUCUAGAUUCGAAUUAAAAACAACCUUCACCUUCGUUUAUUGGACGAAAACUGUUUUGUUACUAUAAUAAACUAUGUUAAAAAAGUAAAUUGCGAGUAGGUGCUAUAUAAACUCCUUCUAAGCCAUCUUUAUUUAAUAGUUACUAAUAGUUUGGCCAAGAUUUUUUUCGGCAACUUACUUAUAAUAUGGUUUUUAGCUUACUGAUUUGAUAUAGGUACCUACCUUUUCAUACAAUCAGCAGGUUGGUGAAGUUCGUUUCUGAUUCGGACCCUCUACAUUCAUCAUGGCUUAAUAUUCUUUCAUAUCUCUGUUUAUCAAUAAAUUAUCCUCUGUCAAUAACAAUAAUAAACAGUAAGAGGCUUUUAAAAUAAAUAAAAAACACAUACGAAAAAAUAAAACUAAUCAUCAUUAAUUCAUACAACUUUAACUUUAAUUAUUGUAGUUAAAUAUGAUAUUGUGAAUAAAACGUUUGUAAGGUGUUUGAUUUUUUAUAUACCUACUAACUAGCGGACGCCCGCGACUUCGUCCGCGAAUUCAGUUUUUCACAAAUCCCGCAGGAACCGUGGAUUUUUCCGGGAUAAAAAGUAGCCUGUGUUAAUCCAGAGUAAAAUCUAUUUACACUCCAAAUUUCAGCCAAAUCGCUUCUGUAGCCGCUGUACAAAGAAGAAACAAACAUACAUACUUACACAUUUUAUUUAUAAGUGUGAUGUGAUUAUGAAUACAAAGGAGUUUAAUUAUACAGUCACAUAAUUUUAUUUAUGUGCAGUUCAUUAAGUGGUCUUUAGGAAUAUAAUAAAAAAUCAAGACAAUAAAUUAAAACACAAAACAAAAUACACAAACUAAUUAAUUAUUAUAAUCAUCAUGUUUUCAUAGCAGACGCAUGGUGGGCCUGAUUUGCAACAAUUCUGGAUUCAAAUUCGUGUUUGUGAUAGAAACUGUAAUGAUUGUUAUCAGCUAAAUGGUAAUUAGGACGAAUUUAUAUGAAUUUUUGGGCACAAGGAUAAAACCAAAGUUUUUUUUCUAAAGAUAUGUCACUGGCAUCGAAACUGAAGCGGACAAAAGUGGCUAAUAGUCUUAUUAUUAAUAUUAUAAUAUAAAGAGCGCGCAGCGCGUCGUUACAAUAUGGAUUUUCGAAGCACGGAGCGAUUGACGCGCGACGCAAAUUUUAUGACGUGAGCGCCAAAACCUUUUUACCUAAUUGCAAGUAAAUUAAACAACAUAACGAAAAACAAAAUGGCCAUGUUCAAGAUAUAUACGUAAUUUUCUAUACAAAACAAAAAUUUAAAAAAAUAAGUUUGCUUUUCCUGAAAUUGAAAGCUAAAUAUGAGCAAAACAUGUAUUUUUCAAAAAAAUAAACUAUCGAGAAAAGUUUUACAAAUUGUGUAUUUUGUAUAGUCAUAACGAAGCUAACACUUUGAAAUAUCAUUUACCCAAAUAUCAGGCUCCUAACUUUUCCAGAAUCUGAGAUCCAGAACCAUUUGUAACCACUAAUUUACAUAUUGCACACUCUUAAUUUGGUCGCACUGUAAACAACGAAAGUAGUUAAACGAAUAAUACUUAAAUAUUGUCUGCAAUAUCGAGUUGUGUGUUCAGAAAGUUUCAAAACUAUAAUAAAUAUAUGUUAGUAAACACAAAGUUGUAUGCGCUCAGUGGAGUAGCUGAAUUUGGAUCACUUUAUGCGGUGAUUUUGUAGGCAGGUAACAUAUCUAAUAAUAGAAAAUCUUUGGAUAAAGCACCAACUUUUCAUUUAAUCAGCCCUUUUAAUGUUUUACAGCAGAGGCGGAACUCCAUUGUUAUGCAAAAAUGCACUGCCUACUUUAUCUCAAUACAAACCGAUGUUAGACAGAAUAUAUAGUUGGACAGGGAAUUUAAUAUUUUUACCUAUAAUGCAUACCUUAGUUAAAAACCUUGUGCACGCCACUGAUUAUCGGUAAGGGGAUAUGGAACUUAAAACCACCAUGCUGCACCAAUGUGGGUUGGCGAGCUUAGCUUCAUGAUAAUGAUGGGGACCAACGGCUUAAAGUGCUCUGUGAGGUGAUUUGUUUAGACUCUUGUAGUCUUAUCA
Messenger RNA from Bicyclus anynana (squinting bush brown), 3499 nucleotides. RefSeq names its product alpha-tocopherol transfer protein-like. Bases 187 to 1128 code for a protein of 313 amino acids. The transcript has 6 exons. The record is from RefSeq and is a predicted model, not a curated record. Lineage: Eukaryota; Metazoa; Arthropoda; Insecta; Lepidoptera; Nymphalidae. Gene Ontology annotation, cellular component: membrane. Gene Ontology annotation, molecular function: phosphatidylinositol bisphosphate binding.